AAGGAGACUCUGAGGAAGCAGGACAUUCCUACUAGGCGUCGCGGCGUCCGAGCUGAGGAUGGCCGAGCAGCAGGGCCGGGAGCCUGAGUGCCCUGUCUGCUGGAACCCCUUCAACAACACGUUCCACACCCCCAAAGUGCUGGACUGCUGUCACUCCUUCUGCGUGGAAUGCCUGGCCCACCUCAGCCUGGUGACUCCAGCCCGGCGCCGGCUGCUCUGCCCCCUCUGUCGCCAGCCUACUGUGCUGGCCUCUGGGCAGCCUGUCACAGACUUGCCCACGGAUACUGCCGUGCUCUCCCUGCUACGCCUGGAGCCCCACCAUGUCAUCCUGGAAGGCCACCAGCUCUGCCUCAAGGACCAGCCCAAGAGCCGCUACUUCCUGCGCCAGCCCCGGGUUUACACGCUGGACCUAGGCCCCGAGCCUGGGAGCCAAACUGGGCCCCCUCAGGACAUAGGCCCUGCCUCCGGGUCUCUGCCCAUUCCUGUCCCCAGCCACUACUCUCUGAGGGAGUGUUUCCGCAACCCUCAGUUCCGGAUCUUUGCUUACCUGAUGGCUGUCAUCCUCAGCGUCACUCUGUUGCUCAUCUUCUCCAUCUUUUGGACUAAGCAGUUUCUUUGGGGUGUGGGGUGAGCGUUGCUUCUAGACAAGGAGCCAAGUCUUUCCUGACUGCUGCUGGGCACGGGGACCGCAGGGCCUCCUUUGGGGUUGUCUUCCUUUGUAGUAUUGUUCCUUUUUACAAUCUGGGGGAUCAGUAAGGCCAGGUGUUUGCUUCUGGGAACAGAGGGUCCUACUGUAAUGGGAACUCUUGAAACCGAAAAGGCUGGGAGAAGGUGUGAAGGGCCCUCUGGGUGUGAGCCAUGGGGACACAGAAGGGCAGAGAAGCAGAUCUGGGACUACGGAGCUACGUGGCAAGUUGUGCUCAAGGGCUGGAUGACGGUAUACAGGAGCUUGACUAGCCCAGAAAGGGGCAUUUCUCACUGGAGUUGCUCCCAAUUCAGUUCACAUUUGGGUUGCUCUUUUCAUUAUGUCUUGCUGCAAUUUUGGAAAGUGAGCCUCAAUUCUGUGAGCAAAGGCACAGGCCUUCUUUCGGUUUUCUCUUUGGAAGUCUUGCACUCAGUCCCGGGAAAAGCGGUCCGCAGUAAUGAGCGCAUGCACUUACUCAUUCAACAACCACUUGGUCGAUGCUAGGGGACCAAACUAGGGGAAGGGGAGGGUAUGAUUAUCCAUGGGUGACAGGGAGCCUUUACUGGCAAGGAGGGCACGUUCCCUUGGCUGCUUCUUGCCCAAGACAACCUCUUGUUGGUGUGUGGCCUAUGGAGUGUUAAGAGUAUAAAGCUUUAAAGGUGAUCAAAAGAAAUCUGGGAUUUGGAAGAAAGGUUAUUCCUCCAGGUAGGUGCAGAGGCCCUGAUUAAGCCUGGAUGCUGAACGGAGCUGACUCCCCUCCUCCAGGCAAUGGAAUCCUGACCUCGAGGUAGGUGGAAGCCCUGGACAGAGGAAAAGCCUUAGCCUCCAUCCCAGGCCAUGCAGAUAGGGGGCCCUGUUUUCAUUUCAUGUGACAGAACUCAGAACCAAGGUAAACUAGAUGCAUAGGCUGUUUGACUCUAAAUUGCCACCUAGCAGUAUCUAAAACCCUUUCUUCUUCCCGUUUUAUUUUUAAAGAAAAAAAU
Hyaena hyaena (striped hyena) is the source of this 1668-nucleotide messenger RNA. RefSeq names its product ring finger protein 183 (gene RNF183). Gene Ontology annotation, biological process: protein ubiquitination. Lineage: Eukaryota; Metazoa; Chordata; Mammalia; Carnivora; Hyaenidae. The record is from RefSeq and is a predicted model, not a curated record. Bases 59 to 631 code for a protein of 190 amino acids. The transcript is spliced from 2 exons. Gene Ontology annotation, molecular function: ubiquitin protein ligase activity.